Messenger RNA from Branchiostoma floridae (Florida lancelet), 673 nucleotides. RefSeq lists its product as uncharacterized. The transcript has 2 exons. The record is from RefSeq and is a predicted model, not a curated record. NCBI's taxonomy places the organism in Eukaryota, Metazoa, Chordata, Leptocardii, Amphioxiformes, Branchiostomatidae. The coding region runs from base 63 to 416 and encodes 117 amino acids.
UGAAUGCACGGGCUUCAAGGCAUCAUCACGCACUAUACUCGAGAUGCUUAGAGCAUGGACGGAUGGACGACGCCAUCAUGUCUGCUGGAUGUGGCAUUCAAGUCUUUCCGCCUGUGCCAACUGGAAAACACGGCAUUAUGUACCCAGUUUACUUCCAGGCACUAGAGACGCCGGGAAACCUUUUGUACUUUGACGAGAUCGAAAAGCUCAAAGCUGAUUCAGAUGUGGAUUUUCUCCUGUUUUCUCGACCGGAUGACGAAGUGGUCGACCUUGUCAGCAACUUCUCCCAGCAGUUGUGUACUGUCCUAACGUUUGGAGAAACGAGGGAGGUGGUGGUGAAGAAACUAACAGAUGUUCUUCAGCUCAUUGUAAAGAAACCUGAAAAGCUGACAUAUCCCAUUGCGAAUGGAAUAUAAGGGCUUUGGCCACAAGAAAGAGUUAACCCUAUUCAGACCGGGCUUUUUCGGUCAUUCUGGGACCGUGGGGGUGGGAGGGCCGCCUCUUCUAACUCAUGUAACUCUUAAACGACUUAUCAUAUGGACUUAGUCGCUUAGUAUUGUAUACUGUUUGCCAUUGUUUGACAUUUUUUGUCGCUUGCAAUUAGCCCUCGGGCAAGAACCUGCAAUAAACUUUCGUUAUCAUAUGGACACCAAAUGUUGAUACAGGAAACGAU